CAGAACGCAAACGUGCGCUGGGAGAGGAGUGUGUUGGAAGAUUGCGGCUGCUGUAGGUUAUUGCAAGUGGAGGACUACCCGAACUCUGCGCGGUAUGAGGGAAGCAGCGUGGUGUUAUUGAAGAAUGAGACAAGAAAAUUAUGCAAAUGAGAUGGUUGCUCGUAUACUUUAUUGCAGCGUGGAAGAAUAAUCAAUGCCCACUUUUUCCAGGGCAAAAUGGGCUCAGAUGCGGUUGAACUAACGUGAGCGCAGUCUGAGGUUGACUCCGAGAGGCUCUGCGCGGUCUCUGCGCAGGAGGUUUAACAUUAGUGACAGUUUAAUAAAGAAUAGAAGAAGCUUCUGUUGUUGAGGUCUUUACUCCAACAUCCCAUCGAAACUGUGGGCGCAAAGAAACGAAUGUCAAUAGACAGUAUGACGGCUGUACGAAGCGCCCAUGCACAUAAUGGGAGCUCCGCUGGAUCAAAGGAGAAUGGACAAAACACACCGAGCCCGGUUAACACCGACCCCAAUACAAACGUAUUUCCACCGGCAGACAUCGGCGCUGACAAGUCUGGGUCUUCCGUCGGUGAACUAACUCAGACAUGGAUUCAGUUUACAAAGACAUUCGUGCUAAUUUUUCCCAUAUAUGUUUUGGGAUAUUUUGAAUUCAGUUUCAGUUGGCUCUUAAUAGGACUUGUAAUAUUUUUCUGGUGGAGGAGAAACACAGGAGGCAAGAACACCCGACUGUACAGAGCCUUGGCGUUCUUUGAACAGGAGGAGAGAACUGUCAAACGAAGUCUGACAACUUCUCAUUUGCCAUCAUGGGUCAACUUCCCAGAUGUAGAAAGAGUAGAGUGGCUGAACAAGACUGUGAGACAGAUGUGGCCGUAUAUUUGCCAGUUCAUAGAGAAGCUGUUCCGCGAGACUAUCGAGCCGGCCGUGAAGGGAGCCAACUCCCACCUCAGCACGUUCCGCUUCAGCAAGAUCAACAUGGGGGACAAGCCUUUAAGGAUCAAUGGGGUCAAGGUUUACACAGAGAAUGUGGACAAGCGUCAGAUCAUCAUGGACCUACAGAUCAGUUUUGUUGGAAAUACUGAAAUUGAUGUGGACAUCAAAAGAUACUACUGCAAAGCUGGUAUUAAGAGCAUACAGCUCCAUGGAGUGUUGAGAGUAGUCAUGGAGCCGUUGCUAGGUGACAUGCCCCUGAUAGGAGCCUUGUCCCUGUUCUUUCUGAAGAAACCUCUUUUGGACAUCAACUGGACAGGCCUCACCAAUAUACUAGACAUUCCUGGGCUCAAUGGCUUGUCUGACAGUUUAAUUCAGGACAUGAUCUACAGCUACCUGGUGUUGCCCAACCACAUCACUAUCCCACUGGUGGGGGAUGUACAACUUGCUCAGCUACGUUUCCCUAUGCCAAAGGGAGUCCUGAGGAUUCACUUCCUGGAGGCUCAGGACCUGGAAGGGAAGGAUAAAUUCCUGGGUGGCCUGAUCAAGGGGAAGUCUGACCCCUACGGCGUCCUCCAUAUUGGAAACCAGCUCUUCCAGAGCAAGACCGUCAAAGACAGCCUGCACCCCAAAUGGAACGAAGUUUACGAGGCACUGGUAUAUGAGCACUCAAGCCAACACCUGGAGAUUGAGUUGUUUGAUGAGGACCCAGACAAAGAUGAUUUCCUGGGGAGCCUGAUGAUCGAUAUGAAAGAGCUUCACAAAGAGCAGAAGGUAGAUGAGUGGUUUGACCUGGAAGAAGUCUCCACGGGGAAACUACACAUGAAACUGGAGUGGCUCUCUCUGCUCUCCACCCCUGACAAGAUGGACCAGGUAUUAAGGAGUGUGCGAGCUGACCGAAGCCUGGUCAAUGAUGGCCUCUCGUCUGCUCUGCUGGUGGUGUACUUGGACUCAGCCAAGAACCUGCCGAGCGUCUUCACAGGGAGCUUUGGGUGCGGAAACUUAAAAGAGAGGAGAGCAUCUGGCCUAGUCUUUUGUGAGAGCAAUACCUCAAUGUAUAGAACCUUAUUUAGCAACCUGUUUAAUUUCAACCAUGACGUGUUGAAGCAAGCCUCUGUCUUUAAGUCCCUGAAGUCUGGCAAGAAAACUAGCAGUGAACCAAGUCCUUACGUUCAUUUCACAGUUGGGAACAAAUCAUUUGAGAGUAAGAUCCGCUAUAAGACCAAUGAGCCCAUGUGGGAGGAAGCUUUCUCCUUCCUCGUCCAUAACCCCAGGAGGCAGGAGCUGGAGGUGGAGGUGAAGGACGACAAGCACAAGUGCACCCUGGGUAAUCUUACAGUCCCCUUGAGUGGUCUAUUGGUGGAAGAGGACAUGAUGUUCACUCAGCAAUUUUCCCUGAGGAACUCUGGACCCAGCUCCACACUCAAACUGAAGUUGGCACUCAGGGUUCUGUUUCUGGAGAAGCAGACGAGUGCGUCGGACCAGCCAUCCUCUGUCCAAGUGAGGAAAGCCAGCGUGGUCAACCCCACCGUCCCCUCCCAGAGACUCUCCACAUCGGAGUCCCCUCUUCCCCCAGACACCAACCCCCCAACACCACCAAUGGAGGCCGCCACCUACACCCUCCAUCGCAGAGAGGAGCAGAGGGAGGAGCCAUACGGAGGCAGCCCCAUCAGGAGCACCUCCAACCUGAACACCACCAUAUCCAGCUCCCAGAAACACCUGCCCCACAAGGACUCCAUGGCCAGCCUGGCUUCGGACAUCUCCCUGCCCUUCGCCACCCUAGAGCUGCAGCAGAGGCUCAGGCAGCUGCAGAAUGGGUCUGCCCCUAGUCCAUACCCCAUGGGGGAGAUUCAACUGACUGUCCGUCACAGCUCCCAGAGGAACAAGCUCAUCGUGGUGGUGCAUGCCUGUCGAAACCUCAUUGCGUUCGCUAAGGAUGGAUCAGAUCCUUUCAUUCGGAUUUAUCUGCUCCCUGACAAGAGCCGGACAGGCCGGAGGAAGACCAGCACCAUAAAGAAAACCCUGAACCCUGUGUAUGAUCAAACGUUUGAGUUUAGUGUGUCCAUGGUGGAGCUGCACAGGAGAACUCUGGACAUCGCUGUGAAGAAUGGAGGAAGUAUACUGUCCAAACACAGAGGACUCCUCGGGAAGGUGAUGGUGGAUUUGAGUGGUGAGGAUAUAUCCAAGGGCUGUACGCAAUGGUAUGACCUCACUGAAGAUGGCAGCCGCAAAACGGUCCAGGCACAGAAAGGGACAUAGGAAGACCACCUCCAUAAUCAUAAACACACAUCCUGCUGUUUCAACCCUAGUGACAUUCAAUUCAUAAAAGCUUUAUAGGCAUGACAAAAAUCUAAUUUGUAUUGCCAAUUGACAUUCAUAGAAACACACAUCACUCUGCUUUCAUUUAGUGUUAUCACUUAUCAAAGGGGACAUAAUUUUCAUUUUCUUACUUUUUUCCCUUUAAUUUGUGUAUCAUGUUGACGCAUGUAGAGAUACAACUUGAAGUUUGCUGUAACAUGCUGUUCCUGCACAAUUGAAAGACGUCAAAGUUUCACAAUUGUCCUGUUAAAAGCAAAAAAUGUUCAUCAGAAGAUUUUGGUUAAUGUGUCAAAAAGCACAUUUACUGCCUUGUUUUCUUACUUGUUCUGUGGUUUAUAUAUGCAUAAAUGGACUAAUUCGUUUUCAUUGUUAUUUGUUACUAUUGAAGGAAAUUACGUUGGAAUCCUAUUUGUUUUCUUUGACAUUGAAUGGACUCCAUAUCUACUGAUAUGACUGUAAUUCUCAUCAAAAGGACAGACAUUGCUACUAUGGUAGUUACAAGAUGUAAACAAGGAUGACCAGUUAAUUUGUUUUAUAUAUUUUUGUCAUGCAGUGUUAUUUGGUCUUUGUUUACUUUUGCCUAUUUUCUUCAUGCUAACGGUAAUCAAUUACUCCUACAGUGAUCAAAAGUCCUACCACUGGAUUCGCAAAAAACAAAUAUAAAAUGAUUGUUCAGUAUAUUCUAUACUGUAUAUUUUGAAGGAUCCAGUGCAAUAUAGAAUUAUGUUCAGGUGAAGGGGUAUGUCAGGGAGGGGAUAUGUUCUGCUCUGGUGUACAGGAAUAGUAUAUCUAAACAGAUAAGUUUGAGUUUGGUUAUCGUAAUAAAUCAUUUGUAAAUGAAUAGAGGACCAUAUAUGAAUGGUCUCUUACACCAGACACAUUAUGCAAUUGUUUUUGGUUGCAACAUUGUGUGAAGUUUUGUUUAUAUUUUGUCGAAUGAUGACAAUGUGCCAUAGGCUACUCCUGUAAGUAUAAGCCAUGCAAUGCUGUUUUAUCUUGAAACAUUACAAACAUCUUAAAUACUCUCUGUCAGUUAUCUUUCCUGUGCCUUAACAUUAAACACCUUCACACUUACUGUACAAAUGUACAUGAAACCUUUUAGGAAUCAAGUUCUCACAUUUGGAAUAAGUAUAUUCAUGGUUUGUUUUGAAUAAUAGUUGUUUCUCUUUUAAUUAAAAAAAAAAAGUUUAAUUUAAAGUGUUAUGUGUAAUGACUUGACUUCCCUGUGAAAAUUUGCCUGGUCCUAAAUUCAUUGUAAGAAUUUGUGAGACUGUUGUUUCUAUGUCUGAGAGCUUACUGUAUGUAUCUACUAGGUCCUUGUUUUGCUGUACAUAAGCUCCAUCUAGUGGUUUCUCAGACGCAACUUUAGUUGAGAUGUUCUUUUGAAUUUAUAAUUAUUUACUAUUGUGUUACUUUAGCAUUUAAAAAUAACCAAUACAAAUGAGAGAGACACUAACACAAUUUGUGUGUGUUUACAGAUUACUUUAAAGGCCCGGCCCAGAGCAGUCAAACUUGUAUUUUCCUGUGUUUUCUAUAUAAGGUUUAAUUAAAACUGUGAAAUUGCCAAAAUGAUGAUCAUGCCCUUUUAGUGUAAGAGCUGUUUAAAUAAAUUGCCUGACAUUUCA
This is a messenger RNA of Salmo salar (Atlantic salmon), 4868 nucleotides long. The record is from RefSeq and is a predicted model, not a curated record. NCBI's taxonomy places the organism in Eukaryota, Metazoa, Chordata, Actinopteri, Salmoniformes, Salmonidae.